Phycomyces blakesleeanus NRRL 1555(-) is the source of this 1024-nucleotide messenger RNA. RefSeq lists its product as hypothetical. The transcript has 5 exons. Lineage: Eukaryota; Fungi; Mucoromycota; Mucoromycetes; Mucorales; Phycomycetaceae. The record is from RefSeq and is a predicted model, not a curated record. The coding region runs from base 86 to 745 and encodes 219 amino acids.
CACCAAUCUCUUCCCUUUCCUUACCAAAAACAACCCACAACCCCAUUCCUUUUUGUCUCAAUUUCUCUCUCAAUAAACCUACACCAUGAAGUCUGUCUUUUUCUCUACCCUCGCCGUCCUUGCUGCCGUCGUCAACACCGCCUCUGCUGCCACCUUCAUCACUCCCUGGGCUAAUUCCACCUGGACUGCUGGUGGUCAUGGUAACAUUACCUGGACCGCUUCUGCUGAUGAGGCUGCCUUGAACUGUGAAAUCCAAAUGCUCAACGGUGAAGUUGGUAACGCCAACCUCGUCGCCUACGUGACCAACCCCGCUUCCCCCAUUGCUUGCUCUGCUGGAAAGUUCGAUAUUUACCCCCUCAAUGACUUUGCUUCUGGCAAGUACUCCCUCCGUAUUGGUCAGUCUGCCACUGGCAACUGGGGCUACUCUGGUGUCUUCAACUUUGUUGGUGGUGGAACCAUCGCUCCUCUCGUUGUUGUUUCCGGUACUUCUGCUUCUGGCGUUGCUGCUUCCGGUGCUGCUGCCUCUGGUGCUGCUGCCGCCUCCGGUUCCGCUGCUGCUGCCGCCUCUGGUGUCCCUACCCACGCUGCUGCUGCCUCUGGUAAGGCUUCUGGCUCUGCUUCCGUCUCUGGCUCUUCCGCUGCUGCCUCCCAGACUGUCUCCAAGGACAGUGCUGGUGUCCAGAUCACUGCCAAGAACUCCUUGUUCAUUGCUGCUGCCGGUGCCGCCCUUGCAUUGGCUCUUUAAGAAAAAGAAAAUCCCAAGAAACCAGCAAACAAACGAACAAACAAAAAGUUGUUAGAAGUCCUAAUAAAUAUAACGAAAGAAACCCUCUCUAGCAAUCAAACAAACCAAACCAAAAAAAAAACAACAACAACGGAACCUUCCCUCUUUUUUUUUCACUGACAAACAAAUAAUCCGCUCUCACUAUCUCACUACCCCCUCUUUUUUUUAAUUCAAUUUUUGGCAUAUUUUUUCUAUUAUAAAAAAAAGCAAGAAAAAAUGAACUUUUUCUUUUUAAUUACU